CAGGCCCUCGGAGCGCGAGCCGCGCGCAGCCCGCCGGCCGCCGAGGUCCCCCGAGCCGGAGCCCGAGGUGGAGGCGCCGGGGCGCCCGGAGCAGAGACGGGAGCCCCAGGUGGCUGCCCUCCCUCCCCUAAGAUGUCAGCAAGGAGGGAGCUACCUGUGUCGUCCUCAGGGGCCCCACAGAGUCUGAGGGUCCCCAUCCCAGGAGCUCCGAGGUGGAGGAAGUGCUGACAGGUGGUCAAGAGAUGCUCCCCAAGCCCCUCUAUUCCCUCCCCAUCCUCCUCCUCUUCCUCCUCCCCAGUGUCCCAAUGGAGCCCCACUCUUCACCUUCAACUCUACCCCCCUUCCCAGCUCCUGAGUGGGACCUGCUGUCCCCUCGAGUAGCCCUGUCCAGGGGCGCCCCUGCUGGGCCCCCUCUGCUCUUUCUGCUGGAAGCUGGGGCCUUUGGGGAGCCAGCUGGUGCCCCAGCCAACCGCAGUCGUCGUGGGGUGAGUGAGUCGGCCCCGGCCAGUCGCCGGGGUGAGCUGGCUGUCUGUGAUGCAGUGAGCGGCUGGGUGACUGACCGUCGGACGGCUGUGGACCUGAGAGGACGCGAGGUGGAGGUGCUGGGCGAGGUGCCCGCGGCUGGUGGCAGCCCCCUCCGACAGUAUUUCUUUGAGACUCGCUGCAAAGCUAAUAGUACUGGAGAAGGUGGCGCUGGUGUGGGUGGAGGGGGCUGCCGGGGAGUGGACCGGAGGCACUGGGUGUCUGAAUGCAAGGCCAAGCAGUCCUACGUGCGGGCCUUGACUGUGGAUGCCCAGGGCCGUGUGGGCUGGAGGUGGAUUCGAAUUGAUACUGCCUGCGUCUGCACCCUUCUCAGUCGGACAGGCCGGGCCUGAGGCGCAGGCCCCAGAACUGAACAGGCAGAGAAAAAGAAGAAGAGCUGGACGCUAAAUGACCUCAGGAAUGGCCUGGCUGCUUUGAAAAGAGCCUUCUGUUUGGAACCUUAAGUGGUCAUGGAAUCAAACAUCUCCUAUUUUGAGAGCUUUCAUUUGCAAGAUGUGUGAUGAAAUCAAAUGGGGUUUCAAAGGAUGAAUAGGAGUUCUCCUGGAGGAACU
Perognathus longimembris pacificus (Pacific pocket mouse) is the source of this 1094-nucleotide messenger RNA. RefSeq names its product neurotrophin 4 (gene Ntf4). The transcript has 3 exons. Gene Ontology annotation, cellular component: extracellular region. NCBI's taxonomy places the organism in Eukaryota, Metazoa, Chordata, Mammalia, Rodentia, Heteromyidae. Gene Ontology annotation, biological process: regulation of neuron differentiation; positive regulation of peptidyl-serine phosphorylation; nerve development. Gene Ontology annotation, molecular function: growth factor activity; nerve growth factor receptor binding. The record is from RefSeq and is a predicted model, not a curated record. Bases 243 to 875 code for a protein of 210 amino acids.